Chara braunii is the source of this 1992-nucleotide messenger RNA. The record is from the annotation of a GenBank genome assembly. Lineage: Eukaryota; Viridiplantae; Streptophyta; Charophyceae; Charales; Characeae.
GUUUGUCAGUCAGGGGUUAGAGUCUACGUGGUGAGGAGUAGAAUCACCUUGAUUGUGCACCUAUCACCAUGGUUGAGACCCGUACUGGGCUAGAGACUAACCCCUAUAGCAAGGAGCAGCAAGAAAAGAUGGCCGCCUUAGUCAGAGAGAACAAGGAGAGAAAAGAGCGCGAGAAGCAGGCGAAGCUAAAGGCUAUCGCAGAUGAGGCGGCGAAGAUGAAGAGGUUGGAGGAGGAGAUGAAGAGGGUACAACAGGAGGAGGAAGAAAGAAGGAAGGCUGCUGAAGCAGAAGCGGCAGCAGAAGAAGAGAAAGAGAGAAUGAUAAUUGAGAGUGGAGAAGGGAGUAGUGGUGGCACGAUGAAGUGGGAGACAGAUACUGAGAUGGAGAAGAAGAUCAGCGAAUGGAUCGCUAAUUUAUCGUUGGGGGAAGACGAGGAGGUAGGGUCAUAUGUGACUAAGGAUGAGAAGGCUGCGCUGGCCGCUGAGCUAGCAGCCAUGACAGACCCGAUGGAACGAAGAGAGUGGGAACACGAGCAAAAGUUAGCAUGGAAGCUGAGAAUGAAGAGGGAGAAGAAGAAGAGGAGAGAGGAAGUGAAUAAGAUGUCCGCAGCAGUAGCAAAGGUGCAGGAGUGUAGAGUGGAGGUGCUGGCCCAGCCAGAUGAGAAGGCCAAGUGGGACAAAGUACUGGGCUAUCUAGAGGUGUUGCGCAAGGCCUGGAUGGAGGAGCGCCAGGCAAGCUGGAGCCAGGAUGUAGCGUUGAGUGCCAUGCGGUACGGGUUCAGGGAUUUUGCGCGCAAAAUCGUCACCCACAUUGGGAGCAAAGUCAAACAGUUGAGGGACAAUGUAGGGAAGUUUUGUGAGGGCGCCAUUCAGGGUGCCAAAGCUGCAACCGCUGUAGAAGGAGAGGCCAGACCCCGUAAGGACCCAGUGAAACUUAAGUUCCCAAACGCGUACGGGGGAAAGAAGGACGAGAACUUUGACAACUGGGAGGCCAGUGUCAAUAGUUACAUUUAUUUACAGCAUAUCCUGGUAGAGGAGCAAGUCCUCAUGGCCUUCCAGGCCCUCAAAGAUGAAGCGGCUAGCUUUGCCAGGUCUCUUGCGCGUACAGCCGGUUGUGAAAACAACCUGGUUGCAUAUUCCAAAGUCACUCCUCUUUCCCAAUUCUUCAAGCUCCUCAAGGAGCGGUUCGCUGAUCCAACGCGAGGCAUUAGGGCCUCUGAUAAGCUCCAAACGAUCCACUCCCGGCAGUGGAGGAGUGCCAAGGCACUCAAGGGUACUAUGGACGACUUGGUAGCCGUCUCGGACCAUGGGGUCACUGAGCCCCAGCUGGUCCAGUUGUUUUAUCGUGCCAUUCUAGAGGCCCUACGCGGGCAUUUCUUUGACAAAUCUCAGCAGGCCGACAUGACUUACAAUGCAUUGAGUAGAGAAGUCGUCCUGUAUGAGUCGAAGUCUAUGCCAGUUACCACUUUCUGGCAUAAGGACCUGGAGAAGGGGAAGAAGUGGAAAGAUCGUACCAUCUCGGGCCAAGUCAAGGCCAAGGAUCACUUGAUCCUGACAUUAGAGGAGGGUGGUACAAAAGAGGUCCUAUAUGAUCAGAUAGAGUGGGGCCUAGGGGAGGAGUACAGUAGUGUAGGGCAGGGGAGGUCUUACGCUGCUGUCGCGGUCGGAGGGAGGCCGCAAGGUAGAGGAGGAGGCCAGGGCCAAAGGGGCCAGGCCAUGGGAGGCCGAGGACCGGGUGCACAUGGGGUUGGCGGACAGGGAAACCGCCAAGCGGGAGGUAGGGGUCAAGGUCCCCCGUUAAAUCGCCAGGGGAACCGAUCCCCACAGCGAGGAGGUGGAAGGGCACCUCAAGGAGGAUGGCAUCCAGGCUUGCCGCACGGCAGGCCCUGGGAAGACUUGGGCUUGGACUAGCGAUUAUGGCAGGAACGCGUGAACAUGGGUCAGUGCGUAUUCUGCGGUGACCCGGCGCACGUAGUAAAAUUUUGUCCAAAGU